AUGAUCAAGCUUGUCUGCCUCUGCAUUCUUUCCACCCUGCUUGGUACAUCUGCCUAUAAUCCAGACCACAUAGCUGGUGCCACUCCCCCCUACUUGGUCUACCUGAAGUCUGAUUACUUGCCCUGCACAGGUGUUCUGAUCCGUCCUCUUUGGGUGAUCACAGCUGCGCACUGCAAUUUACCGCAUCUUCAAGUGAUUCUUGGAGUCACAAACCCAGCAGACGCCACUGAAGAGAAUGUCACGGUGACCGGUUAUGAGAAAAUGAUCCAGCACCCAUUCUUUUCCAUCUCUUCUAUUUCGUAUGACCUCAUGUUAAUCAAGCUGAAAACACUGGUCGAACCCAGGAAGUAUAUAAAAGCAGUCGAACUGCCCCAAUACAUCAUCCCCGAGAAUACCAUGUGUUCUGUCUCCACCUGGGCCUACAAUCUGUGUGACACCACCAAGGAUCCUGACUCACUGCAGACUGUGAACAUCUCUGUGAUCACCAAUGCUGAGUGCCGUAAUGGCUAUAAAGCCUAUGACAUCAAAGAAAACAUGAUCUGUGUGGGCAUCGUGCCAGGACGAAGGCUACCCUGCAAGGAAGUGUCGGCUGCCCCAGCAGUCUGCAAUGGUGUGCUUUAUGGAAUCCUGUCCUAUGCAGACGGCUGUGUUCUGAGGGCUGAUGUUGGUAUCUAUGCUAGCAUCUUUCACCACAUGCCCUGGAUUGAAGAUACCAUAAAAAAUAACUGA
Molecule: messenger RNA, 729 nt
Organism: Arvicola amphibius (Eurasian water vole)
Lineage: Eukaryota; Metazoa; Chordata; Mammalia; Rodentia; Cricetidae
Gene: Prss58
Product: serine protease 58
Exons: 5
Coding region: 1-729 (242 amino acids)
Biological process (GO): proteolysis
Molecular function (GO): serine-type endopeptidase activity
Source: RefSeq, a predicted model, not a curated record